AAAAGACGGCUAGAAACGGAUUCGUUUGGCUGCCGAUCACAAGAGGCCCCCUGUGCCAAAAGGGAUCACCGGGAGGCGGACACCUUGACAGCCAUUUGUCCCGUUAUGGAGCCAACAUGCAUUGUUUGAUACAGCGACACAGUGAUGAAGCACUAACAGCUUUAGCAGAGAGACAAGGUCCUGCGUGCUAUAAUACUUCUCAAAGAAAUUGACCCUGUUGUACAGGGGAUUUGGGGAUUUUUUUUGCCAUGUGUCAAAUCAGCUUGCCAGCUGCCUCACGUGACAGUCUCCCUUGACAGGAGAGAAGCGAGACGUCGACCAAAGAUGGCCGACAACGCCAUCCCACCCCUGAUGCUUUUGUCUACAGGGCAAACGCGUAGGGGUGGAGUACUUCCAGGUUUCAUCCUACCCUCUUUCCCUCUUUUUUCUCUACUCCUCUAUACUCUCAUAUCUUCCUCAACGGCUGCUGUUAGUUUGCCGGGAUUAGACUAUGACUAUGGAGCCCAGCCCAAGUUUGUUUGCACCCCAAUUCCAGCGGACGCAGACCCCAGCUGCUUCACACCAGGCGGGGCAGCACACGGACCUGUCCACGACAGACCCAGCAGUAAUGGGCAUCAUGGACCUGCUGCAGGGGCGCCCAAUGGUAACGGCAGGAGGCCGAUGGGAAUGGGGAUGGGGAUAGGAAUAUCAGACGAAGCCAAAUCCACCAUCCUGCACCUUCGCGAGAGCCUGGUGCGGCAAAAGGAGACCAUCUUAGACCAACGGGAGACGAUCAGGGAACUGACUGCCAAGCUGACCCUCUGUGAGGGCUUUGGCCGGGGGGUGGGUCAUCACGAUGACCAUCACGACGACCACCAUGGAAACGCGCGUCACAACUCCCAUCACCCGAGCUCGCAUCACUCCUACCAUGACGCUGACCACCACGGGGACCCACACUACCCACCGAACAAUGGGCACCGAUCAGACCCACACCACCGAGGGAAGGAUAACUCUGGGAGCAAGCAUGGGGCCUUCUCCCCUGAGCAGACUAGGAAAACGCUACAGACACUCAAGGAGAGGCUGGAGAACUUGCAGGCCAGGAAUUCCUCCAGCUCCUAUUCAAGCUCACUGAGAGACCUCCUGCAACGCAAAAUCAAUGCACUUGAGAAGCAGCUCAACAAUCACUACGGUGGGCAUCAUGAUUAUGGUCACCAUGACGACCACCACGAUGACCACCAUGACGACCACCACGAUGACCAUCCGGACGACCACCACGACGACCACCAUGAACCUGGUCACCGCGAUGACCACCACGAUGAUCAUCACGAUGACCAACAUGGACCGGGUCACCACGACGACCACCAUGAUGACGAUCACGACACCCACACCCCCACCCGCUACAACAACCGCCCCAACAACCGUCAAAACAGUCACCAUGAUGACCAUCACUAUGACCGACACUAUGACCGCCAUUAUGAUCGUAGCCACGGCCGCCAUGACACACACCAUAACGACCACCAUGACGAUCACCAUGACGACCAUCCUGAUGAUCAUCACGACGACCACCACGAUGAUCUUCACGAUGACCACCGUGAAAACGGUGAUGACCACCAAGGCAAUGACGACCAUGGCCAUCGUCCUCGUCCAGCCUAUAACAGCAAGCCACCACCUCCAUUGCCUCUUGGCCGUGGACACAACAAGCUGGAAACUGUGCUGAGCCACCUUAACCACAGGAACUCUAACCCUGGUAUUGAAACUCUCUGAUAAAUAACCCACUUUGCCAUUGUAUACUCUUGUCCGAUUUAUAUCAUGCAUUCCAAGUUGUAGCUGUAGGUACAGACAUAGUCAAUGC
Messenger RNA from Oncorhynchus mykiss (rainbow trout), 1831 nucleotides. NCBI's taxonomy places the organism in Eukaryota, Metazoa, Chordata, Actinopteri, Salmoniformes, Salmonidae. The record is from RefSeq and is a predicted model, not a curated record.